CACGGGAUAGCCUAUGGCCUAUGGCCCAUCCCUGCACGUGAUAAGUAACACACCCCGUUGUUCUGCUGACGGGGACUGUUUGGAGCAAUACGUUAUUUAUUAAAUCAAAUUUUCUUUUUCUGCCACAUCCACAAGCUUGUAAGAAUGGCAAGUCAAACUCAAGGAAUACAACAACUUCUUGCAGCAGAAAAACGGGCUGCAGAGAAGGUUUCAGAUGCACGCAAACGUAAAGCUCGUAGGCUGAAGCAGGCAAAAGAAGAAGCUCAGGAUGAAAUUGAAAAGUAUAGACAAGAGAGAGAAAAACAAUUCCGUGAAUUUGAGACUAAGCAUAUGGGUUCAAAAGAAGAUGUAGCUGCUAAAAUUGAUGCAGAUACUCGGGUCAAGAUCGAAGAAAUGAAUAAACAAGUUAAUGCAAAUAAGGAUGCAGACUGCGACGAAUAUAGACAUAUUUCGAAGGCUGAUGAUGCAUUCCGAUCUAUUAUUUUCUAUGUCUCGAGCUAAAUCUCGAGGAACAAAACAGAUCCUGACAGUAGAAAUCCUAUCAUUAUCAAAAUCUAAAAACACAACAGGAGAAAACCUGUCUCUGGUCGAAGGAAUUGAUAGUUCGUCGAUGGAUGAUGAAUGUAGAGAUGACACGACGACGGAUUAUGCAUCGGGUGGAGAUGAAAUGUAUACUGAUAGUGAUAAUACUGAUAAUGAUGAUUG
This is a messenger RNA of Copidosoma floridanum, 705 nucleotides long. It is a transcript of the gene Vha13, whose product is annotated as V-type proton ATPase subunit Vha13. Gene Ontology annotation, biological process: synaptic vesicle lumen acidification. Gene Ontology annotation, molecular function: ATP hydrolysis activity; proton-transporting ATPase activity, rotational mechanism. The record is from RefSeq and is a predicted model, not a curated record. Lineage: Eukaryota; Metazoa; Arthropoda; Insecta; Hymenoptera; Encyrtidae. Gene Ontology annotation, cellular component: vacuolar proton-transporting V-type ATPase, V1 domain; vacuolar proton-transporting V-type ATPase complex.